GCUGUUUGAUCAGAAGGGUUAUUUUUUAGAGUUGCUGUCUGAUAUUGUACUACAAGAAUUAAUUUGUUAAAUGGAAGCAUUGAAUGAUGGUAAAGAAAACCGCCAAAUAUCAUUGAAUAACAAUGGAAGGUCUAAGUCGCCGUGUGCCAUUGAGUCCCUGUUACUGCUAGAUAAUACGUUAUUAUGUAAUAUAGAACCUGACAAUGGAUUAUACGUUUCAGUAGAUACUCGCCAGUCCUUCCAAGAACACAAUGAGACGGCACAAGUUUCCAAAGAGUCGUUGCAAAGCGUUGCAACCAAUGCAACAGCUAGUUCCAAAAUAUCAUUCAGCGUGUCUCCUAACGUGAAUGAAUGGCAGGACAAAACCUUAAUGAAUCAAAUAUUUGCUCAAUUUGAUUCACAGAAUGAGGAAGAAAUUAAUUCAGAGAGUUGCAAUAAUAUAAGCAAUUAUGAUAUAUUUGAUACAUUUUACAAAGAGGAUACAAGAUUUGACUUAAACAAUGUAAAUCAAAAUGUGGAAAAAGCAGAUCAAUUGCAUAAAAAUGUAUUACAUCAAGAUAAAUUAAUGGAUGCAUCGUAUCCGUAUUUGCAUAUCACAAACUUUGGUGACGAUACUUUGAAAGAUAAUGAUUUUAAAAAGGAUGAUAAAAAUAGUUCACCAAUUUUAAAAACUAAAUCUAGAUCCUUAAAUGAAUGUAAAAGCUUAAAAAAAAAACUACGUUUUUCUAAUGAUGUAUUAAUACCAAAAGAGGCAAAAAAUGAAACAAAUUCCACAAAUUGUUCUUCAUUUUACGGUUUACCAGAUACUGUGAAAAAAUUGAUACAAGAAGUCAAGGGAAUUUGUGAAUUAUAUCAAUGGCAAGACGAAUUAUUAAAAUUGGCUGUUAAAACCAAAAAGAAUUUAAUUUAUGCUCUGCCAACAAGUGGCGGCAAAACUUUGGUUGCAGAGAUAUUAAUGUUCAGAGAGAUUAUAUGUAACAAAAAAAAUGCCAUUUUUAUACUUCCAUAUGUGGCCUUGGUACAGGAAAAGGUUCAAUCAAUGGCUAUAUUAGCAUUAAAAUUAGGUUUUUUAAUCGAAGAAUAUGCUAGUACAAAAGGACGUUAUCCACCAAUUAAACGGCGAAGGAAAAACAGUCUUUACAUAUGUACCAUAGAGAAAGCAUUAGGACUUGUAAAUAGUUUAAUAGAAACGAAACGCUUAACUGAAAUUGGUAUUAUAGUUGUUGAUGAAUUACAUCUGCUUGGAGAAUCUGGAAGAGGAGCCACGUUAGAAGGGCUACUUACAAAAAUAAUGUUCUUCAGUGAUAUGAUACGCUUAAUUGGGAUGAGCGCGACGAUAGGUAAUUUAAAAGAAAUCGCGCAAUUUCUUAACGCAGAUACAUACUCUCAAAACUUUCGACCAGUUAAAAUAACAGAAUAUGUAAAAUGUGAAAAUGAUAUGUGGGUAAUUAACUUGAAUAAUGAAGAAUUAUUGAUAGAUAUGAGCACCAAUGAUUACAAGUACUCAGAUGAUGUAGCAAUACUAGAUCCAGACAGAAUUGGAGGUUUGAUAAUGGAAGUAGUGCCAAAUGAUUCCUGCCUUAUAUUCUGCUCAAGUCGUAAAAAUUGUGAGAAUCUGGCUUUAUUAUUAGCCAAAAUUUUAUCUAAGGAUUUAUAUAAUUACAAAGUAAACGAAAAGAUGAGCUUGUUAAAUGCACUUAAAACUGAAGAAGGAUUAUGCUCUAUUUUGCAAAAAACUAUCAAACUUGGCAUAGCCUACCAUCAUUCUGGACUUACGUCCGAAGAACGGCGCUUAAUAGAGGAUGCUUUUAGAGAAAGUACUCUAUGUGUAAUAUGUUGCACGUCAACUUUAGCGGCUGGUAUCAAUUUGCCAGCAAGGAGGGUAAUACUACGUAGUCCUUAUGUUGGUAAUCAGUUUUUAAAUUUAAGUAGAUACAAACAAAUGAUUGGUCGAGCAGGUCGUGCUGGUAUGGGAGUUUUAGGAGAAAGUAUACUUAUCUGUAAAAAGUCCGAGAUCAGUAAAGUAAAAGAUCUCUUGACUUCUCAAAUGGACGACUCGCUGAGCAGUUUAUAUAUAGAAAAUAACAAGGGAUUGAACAAUCUGAUUCUAAGUGCAAUACAAUUAAACAUAGCGUCAACUAGAUCUGAAUUGCAUAAAUUAACAACUGCAACAUUACUCAGUAUUCAACAAAAUAGAAUAGGCGUUAAUCUAAAAACAAUAACAGAUGAAACAAUAACAGCAUUAUUAAAAUGUGGUAUAAUAAAAGUAAAGAGCAAAGAUAGUAAUACUGGUAAUCCUAAUGUAACUGUGGUCAUUCCAUCUCAAACAUCAACGUGUAAGAAGAAUUUGUCAGUUAAAAAGGAAGUAAAAACAGUCACAUUUACAAGUGAAACUGAGUUUCAGCUUUGUGAUUUGGGACAAGCUGCAAUGAAAGGGCCGAUUGAUUUAAAAACUGCAUAUACAUUGUAUGAGGAUUUAAAAACAGCUCAGAAACAUUUAAUAUUAAUUGAUAAUCUACAUCUUUUAUAUCUUGUCACACCUUAUGAUAGUAUAUCUCAAAUCACUCCCAUCGGCAGUAUUUAUUAUGAUGUGAUAAUGGAGUUAACUGAAAGUCAAAUGCAAGUUGCUAGACUUCUUGGAAUAACAGAAGCUGCGGCUAAUAAAAUACGUGAUGGUAUAAUACCUAAGUUUAUCGAGAAGAGAGUAGUUCACAGAUUUUAUGUGACACUAAUAGUACAUGAAUUAUGGAAUCAUCAUACAGUUUAUUCUGUUGCUGAGAAAUAUCAAGUUAAUAGAGGUAUUAUACAAAGUCUUUUAAAUACGGUUUCAAUGUUCGCAUCUUCUGUAGUCAGAUUUUGUCAGGAAUUACCUGAGUUUUGGGCAUUUACUGAAAUGUUAAAUACAUUCAGUAAAAAACUAUCUUAUUGUUGUCCAUUAGAACUAGAAAAAUUGAUGGAACUUCCAUCAGUUAAAAUAGGUAGAGCUCGUCAAUUGUACAAAGCCGGUUAUAAAACUUUACAAUCUAUAGCGAAAGCCGAUUCUAAGGAAGUUAAGAAAAAUAUUCCAUAUUUAAGUAAUAAAAUAGUCACGCAAAUUAUAGCUGCUGCAAAACUUUUAAUAUUGCAAAGAGCAGAAGAUUUAAAAGAUGAGCGUGAAGACAUUUUGGAUGGUAUAGAUAUAAGUCAAAUAGAAAUAGGGAUGUAA
Molecule: messenger RNA, 3205 nt
Organism: Atta colombica
Lineage: Eukaryota; Metazoa; Arthropoda; Insecta; Hymenoptera; Formicidae
Gene: mus301
Product: helicase POLQ-like
Exons: 16
Coding region: 71-3205 (1044 amino acids)
Molecular function (GO): nucleic acid binding; ATP binding
Source: RefSeq, a predicted model, not a curated record